AUGGGUGAGAAAAGUCCUAAAGCAGUAAUAACAGACGGAGACCUUGCCAUGCGAGAUGCAAUCAAAAAUGUUCUUCCUGAUGCGACCCAUCUGUUAUGCGGAUGGCAUCUGCAGAGAAAUGCAUGUGAAAAUAUAAAGAAUCCGAAUUUUCUGCGUGAUUUUAAGGGUCUUAUAUAUGACAACAACGACCACAGAGACUUUGAUUGGAGAUGGGCAGCCAUUUUGGAUAAGCACAACCUUGUUGGGAGUACCUGGAUGGAAAAGACGGCCUUAAAGGAGUAUAGAAACAACGAAUUAAUAGCUGACUUUAAGACUCAGUGCUCAGAGCCAGUGAUGAUUACCUCGCUAGAGGUAUAUGAAAGAUCUGCAUCACGUUAUUUCACGCGUAACAUUUUCAAGGAAAUUCGUAAUGAGAUUCAGAGGGUAGGGGCUUUGAAUAUCAAUGUACUAAGCACAACCUUGGACAAGGUCGAGUUUAGUGUGACUGCUCUCAGAGACCCAGCCACAGAUCGACAGGUGGAAGUUGAUAGAAGUAAGAAUCUGUUCUCGUGCUCGUGCAUGCUGUUUGAAUCACGUGGUAUUCCCUGCAGUCAUGUCUUCUGUGCCAUGAAGUUUGAAAACAUACUUGAGUUUCCAGAUUCGUUGAUCUAUAAAAGGUUAACAAAGAAUGCGAAGAACGAAUUUAUUAGCAGAAAAAUGCGUGUGAAUGAUGACGUUGAAAGGGUCUUUAAGUUUCGAGUUGGUGCAUUGGCAUCGAAUUGUAACAAGCUGUGUGAUAUUGCUUGCAAGGAUCUUGCAGACUUUGAUGAAGUCCAGUCUGAACUUGUCAAUUUAGUUAUCCGCCUGCAGUCACGCAAACAAGGCAAGUCAACUCGUAAUGUUAAGUGGAAGGCAUCAACGAUCCCUUUGUUGUCAAAAGCAAAGGAGCCCCUUCCAAGAAGUCUUCUUGGAGGAAGAAGAGAGCAUGCUCUAAUUGCCACAAGUACGGUCAUUACUACAAGCGCUAUCUAG
Molecule: messenger RNA, 1011 nt
Organism: Arachis duranensis
Lineage: Eukaryota; Viridiplantae; Streptophyta; Magnoliopsida; Fabales; Fabaceae
Product: protein FAR1-RELATED SEQUENCE 5-like
Exons: 2
Coding region: 1-1011 (336 amino acids)
Molecular function (GO): zinc ion binding
Source: RefSeq, a predicted model, not a curated record